AUGUCGCCACCAGUCGGCUCCUGUUGUUGCAAACGGGUGAUAAAAGAUAAGAUUAAAUUUCAUCGUCGAUUGUUUCGAAGGGUUUCAUCUGCUUUGGUUAACAUCGAUGUAUAUCAAUCUGACGUAUCUUGGUACCGUGGAUUGUUUUGUGGAGAUGAUGUAUUUUGGCGUCAUGACAUAUUGACACUUGUCCGUAGAUACAUCCUCUACCAUUUACGUUAUUUUGAUGUUAAAUUACGGCUGUGUCGUGAUUUGUUAUCGUAUUUAUCAUCAUUAAUUUUGCGUUAUGGUUUCCGAGCUAAGCUGCAGCAUGUGCAUCGUGAUAUCAAUGAUCUUGUUAGGGUUCUUCAAGUUUCCCCCCGAUUACAUUGUGGUCUCGGUUUGGUGAUGCGUCAUGGUAUAUCUGUAUUUCAUGGUCUGUGCAUACGAGGUUGUUUAUCUCAUCCUCGCAUGUACCGUAGCCUUGAUCGUCCAACCGUUUUAUUAGCAAAGUCUUUUCUUAAUGGUAAUUUAGAUACUCCCUCUAGUGCAUACGAGGACAUCCGUGAUGUCUGUGGUUCAUAUGAAUCCGUAUCAGGUCAUGUUGAGCGUCUUUGCAAGAGCGGCGUUAAGCUUUUGCUUUGUAGUGGUAGCGUACCUCUCGAGCUUGGUGAGAAGCUACACCUUCGUGGCAUAUGUUGUGUAUGUAAAGUUGACCCUGAAGUGUUAUCAAAGGUUGCUUUGGCGGUUGAUCGUCCUAUUGUUGAGUGCGUGGAGGAUUGUACCGAUUACAUUCCGUUUUUAUCCCGUAUUGAGCGUUAUACAUUUGUGAAGAGGUAUGGUGACAAUAUUGCAGCUCUAACUUUGGACAGCAGUUUCCAUGGUUGCAGUAUUAUCUAUUCUACCGUUCGUCUUACGUGUUCAAACUCUGCUCGAUUGAAAGAUUUGAUUUAUAUGGGUUUAUUUCAUAUUCAGGCGUUAUUUGAGGAGUUGACAUUGGUAAAGGAUUUGGGUGGUACAUUGGAUGGAGACUAUGAACCUUGUUUUUUGCCAAAUACAUGUCGCAACUCUGCAUCAUGUCGCUCAUCGCUAUCUAUUGAGCCAUCGAGCACCCAUCUAAGCUAUGAAUCACCUUGUAGCAGUGUCUUUUCAAAGUUCGCACCAUCCAAUCACGGGAUAAGUCACAUUAAUUCGUCACGUUUAUCUAAACAUCGUAACCAGCGUUUACUACGUUACAUUCGCAUCGUGCGAGGCCAUGUAGCGUAUGAUUGGCCAUUUUUUGGCAAUGUGUCUCCAUCGCAUGGGAAGCAUGUUUAUUUACAUUUUUCAGAUUGGCUAUCACAUCACCUACUGGGUACGGUUGACGAGCCUUCUUCUGUGGGUUUGGUCAUGCCAUCUUGUACCGAUUUGAAGAGUAAUUCAUUUUUGGAAUGUUUCGAGUACUUUACUAAAAGUAGCGAGUUGUGCGGUUCUGUAACACGUCGAUAUGUCCCGUUUGGUAUUUACAGUGUUGGUUCAUUUUUGAGUGACUUUCUGGUUGAUUAUGGCCAAAGUCUCGAUAUCAACAAGUGUAUAUCGUCUGAAGCAUGUUCGGAACACCUUGAUCGUCAUCAUUUUCAUUUGGAAACCUCCGGUUCAUCAUCUCUGCAUCGACGUCUGAUCGCUGUAGUGUCACAAUACCAAUUCGACACGGGUUCUGUGAUUUCGGGUCCAUUUUUAUUAAUGCGUAUCCGUUGUCGUAUUUGUAAUGUUACCGAUACCGUCGCAGUUCAUGAUCUUACUUUCGGUCGUUUCGUUCAUCUAUUGCUUUACAACAAUUGUUACGUUUCGCGAUGUGGUCAUGCUCUAUUUGUUAUGCACGAUUUUUUGUUACGCGGUGAAGGGUUUACUUUAUGUAUCCAUGUGGAGAAUGUGACGAAUUUCAAUAUAGGUGCUUGGUUUGAUACUCCUUUGUUCAAUGCAGGUUUGGGUUUUUUGCCUUUAUCUUCGGCCGGUUUGAGCACCCAUGAUCGUCAUUUACAGCGAUGUUGGAACAAGUUAUCUGUACUAUUGGAACCUUUUUCAGAUGCACUUUGCGGUUUGGUUCCUGGUAUAACUGGAGAAGUACCGGAUUACCCGGUUAUUGACUUUGUGCUAUUACAUUUAAAAGAUCGUUCAUCUAUGUUAACUCAAGCUUUGAACAAUGUAUUUCAUAUGAUAUUGGGUGUUGUUACAACUCGUUUUUCCGGUUGUGUAUCAACAUUUGGGUUAUAUGAGGAGUUACCAUGUCGUUGUGAAUUUGGUGUUACAUUUAAAAGUCAGGAGUUAGAUCCCCGUAACCAGUGGCCACUUGCUGUGAAUUUCCGCUCAUUUCGUCAUUUUGAGGAGUUAUGGGAGGACCGCAACGCAUUCGGUAUUGAGGUGCAUCCGCUAUUACUGGAUGUCCUAAAGUGUUCAUUUGAUGGUCGCACUAAAUUUGUCAUUUGCCCCCGUUGUCAAUCGUUUAAAUUUACCAGCAUAGCUGACUUCGAGAUUCUGAAUUGGAUGUACAUUAUCACAUCUGUAUUGUUAUUUUUAGGUUUGAAGCUUCGGGGUUUAUCAGUUGCUUUGGGAGAGAGCGUCGAUGGUUACCUGCUUGGCGAUCUUGAUGACUGUCUUGGACGUCUGGCUAUGACUCCUGACUCGCGGCAAAUCUACGAUGAUAUGUUAUCUCCUGCGGCAUCUAUGGAUUUUUCUGCGCGUCAAAGUACGUCGUUUGCCACACCUCUGAAUGCUGAUAUUAAAACUUUUGCUGAGGCUCGGAGUCCAUCGUUGGUAUUAUCGUUACAACGCACCGCAAGCAGCCACAAUGAGCCUCAAAGGACUGAAGGGUCCGUGAGUUAUGAUAAAGUGUUGAACAGGGUAAUCGAGAUCAUUGAUGACUGUUUGGAGAGUUUGCGUAUAACAUAUAUCCAGUGUAUUAGCCACUUGCUGUUCUCACAAUAUUGUAGUUCUCUCGAUCCUAUGCAUAUAUUCAUGACUGUACGAAGUUUCUUCGUAUCCAUGACGUCGCUGUGUCGAUCUGUUAUCGGCGAUGUUAUGAGAUCACCGGCUAUAUCUUGUUUGAAGGGGUUGCGUGUAAUGGACUCCAACGGUGUUGUUGUUGUGUAUCCUUCUAUAUGGAAAAGUAGUUCUGAAUCUGGUGCGGGUUUGUCGGCGGGCAAUAAUCAGGGGCAAGGUAAAACAUCCAGAUUUGAUCAGUUCACAUCUGCAAAGCAUGAACCAGCUUCUAACGGGCUGAAUGGUAGCAGUGAUAUAAAAGAUAGUGUCGGUGGAUCAAACUAUAUAUCUUCUGAUAGAUCAUGUAGAACAGUGUGGGCUAUUAAUAUCCCUGAGGAUAUUUAUCAUUCCAUUCGUUACUACAAGCUGUGUCGAGGGUCAUUUGCAAGUGGAACCCGUUCCACGUCUGAUAUUGACAAUGAGGAUGUAUAUAGCUUAGGUGAGUACCUGCGCAUAGUUUGGAAUUCUUCUGCUACCUUCGGUUUCUACGGUGCUGCAACCUCUAGUCCUGUCCCAUCAUUGGGUCAGCUAAUGUCGAGGAUGCAUAUGGGUUGCCCAAAGAGAUCGGAAUCGGUUGUUUGUGUGAGCUAUGGCAUGCUAUGGCACGUGCGUCGCGAUAUUGGUAACAUCAUCGCUAGUGGUUUGCUGUCGAGGGAAUAUCUGGAUCAGUGUAGUUCAAGGUUCGAUCAUCCCAUAUCUGGUAAUUUGUGUAUGAUGGGUAGAUGUCUACUGUCCUAUUGCAAGAAUCUGCGUUAUAGUUUGAUGGCUAUGGUUACCAGUGGUCCACGUAGGGAUGCCUUUUAUGAUGUAUCGGUGACACGAUCUGGUUUUAUUGACACAUCUGUUGUUGGUAAGAGGCGUAUCGUUGGUUUCAUUUUGAAUUCACUGUUAUUUCGUUAUCUCAAACGUCAUUCACGGCUAUAUUCUCUGUUUUAUGGCAAUUCCUAUUGUGUAUUCCGUUCAGAAUUACCAAGUGAUGUGCUAAGUGUUCGUCGGUGGGAUAGGUUUCACCCAUCACUAGCAGAUAGCCCAUGGUGUGCCAUGCUUCGUAGUGAUAUUGACCUUUUAGUUGCUAAUGAACUUUGUUACUGGCAAGAUGCGAAGGUUAUGGGUGGUAUUCCAGAUCCUAUUACCCGUGACCAACCUAUAAUGUGUUCUGUAACCGAGGCAUGUUAUGGGACCCCUGUUGUAAUUUGUAACCACCGUCUAUUCAACUAUCGUUGGUGUGAUCAUGAUAAGGAUUACGGUGUAAUUCCAGUGAUGGACCAUAUUGUGAAAGGUUUGUUGCUUAACAUUGGUAAUGAGCGUGAUGUUCUGCGUUCUUAUAUCGACUGGACAUGUCGUUAUCUUCAGGCAACAUUGAUUUCUAGGUUAAGUAUCCAUACCAUGCUGUGUUAUGUAGAAUCACAGAUUGAUAUUUUGUAUACGUUUGAGAGGAUUUCAGAGCUGGAUGAAACUUGUUGUCUGAGUCCUACAUUUUACAAUGAAUGUUCGUUGUCAUCAGGUGGUACUCCGUUGUCUCCAUUUAUGCAAUCUUUUGACGAAAAGGUAUCUUACAACCUUUCCGAUGUGCGAAUGGUCUCACCACGUGGUAUAACGGCGUUAUCUGCAGGUGUUGGUGCAUUUGAGCGAGGUUCUCUACCACAAGCUAGUGCUAUAUCAAGGUGCACAUCGUUAACUCUGUCUACUGUUAACCCAAAUUAUGACAUUUUGGUACAUUACCCAGAGGCAUUUCAUGUCCUCCGUCAUUAUUUCUGUGGUGAUGAUAUCAGUUUUGCAAGGUCACUAUGUCGAUCAUCUCGUUUGCGUUGUUCCGGUGGUAAGAGCGGAGCGCCAUUGUUCGUUUCACAUGACGGUAAGCUUAUGAUUAAGCUUUUGAACAUGUACGAGUUCCAGUUACUGUUGGAUAGUGGUCCUCGGUUCUUCGAGCAUCUCCUUGGAGGCGGAACUAUGUUAAGCAUCCCAUACGGUCUAUUUUCUAUUAUUCAUCGUAAGAACGGACGUGUAGGCGGUUUCUUGGUUAUGCAGAAUAUCGAUCACGGUAUCGAUUCAGGGAAGUUAACGUUUGAUCUUAAGGGUAUAUCAUUUAAGCGUUGUGUCCUCCUUGAUAGUGUUAAGGACCCUGUAACGUCAACUUGUCUGGAUGUUCCUACAUUAUCACGUUGUUGUUCUGUGAACGACAUUUUCGACAUACCGGAUCAUAUAGUUCUUUUGGAUCAGAAUUUCAAGAACUUUACCAAAGGAUGUCCAUUGCGUCUUUCAGAAUCAUCAGUAGUUCGUGUAUUUGAAUUUUUGCGUCGUGAUCUUGAAUUUCUCGCACAUCUUCAUGUGGUCGACUAUUCUGUCCUGCUGCAACUGUUUCCAUCUGCUGGUGUGCUGGUUUUGGGUAUUAUCGAUUACCUGCGGCCUUACACGUGGGACAAGCAGAUCGAAUCAAUUGGUAAGAAGCUUGCGAAUUUGGCCAGUGGCCAAGCGCCCACUAUAGUAUCGCCAUUUGAGUAUCGUGUCCGUUUUUUACGUUUUUUUGUGCGUAUAUUCUGGUUCGUAAAAGAAGAGGAAGAGGGUGAACCUUCGUUACCUCGCUUAACAAAAUUGGUUAAGCGACCUCCUCCUCCUCGUCCCAUUUGCCAGUGCUUAAUUUGUUCUGCAACCCGGUCUUUGUACAGCGGUCGAUACGCCAUAUCACUAUGUCAUUAUAUGUGGCGUACCUCUCCUGGAGCUCGGCGAUAUAUCCACCGGCUGGUGAGCUCCAGCGUACCUUGCGGUGACAUCGAAGGAUCGUCAUUGGAGGUGUCCAGGCUGUUACAAUUGGCCUAUGGCACUGCAGCACUGGACUCUAGUUACCGUGUUAUGUAG
This is a messenger RNA of Babesia sp. Xinjiang, 5853 nucleotides long. Its product is annotated as 1-phosphatidylinositol 3-phosphate 5-kinase. The record is from RefSeq and is a predicted model, not a curated record. The coding region runs from base 1 to 5853 and encodes 1950 amino acids. Gene Ontology annotation, cellular component: endosome membrane. Lineage: Eukaryota; Apicomplexa; Aconoidasida; Piroplasmida; Babesiidae. Gene Ontology annotation, biological process: phosphatidylinositol phosphate biosynthetic process. Gene Ontology annotation, molecular function: 1-phosphatidylinositol-3-phosphate 5-kinase activity. The transcript has a single exon.